AGAAAGAAGAGGAAGAAGGAGAACAUAACAAGAGUUAAAACUGAUCGGGUGUCCGUCACCGUUUAGCAAAUAUGGAAUCUAACCUUGAUGUCUGGAAAAAAAGAUGGUGUGUAAACAAGGGUUUUUUAAAAGGGUUUCCAGGUGAGCCUACUGUUUACUGCUUUUAUUAGACCAACAAACAAACUCCACAAAAUCGUUGCCGACUACUUCUCAACCUCCAACAAUUCUUUCUUUGUUUUUAUUUUCAUCUCUCAAUCAAAAUACUAUUAAAUUUUAGGUUUCUUUUAUUUAAUCAUGCAUUUAACCAUGGUUACUUUUCUGAAUCCAAUCUAUACUUAACCAUGGUCCACUUAUGCAGUUAAGGAGUAAGAGGGCAGAACACCAAACUGCAAAUCCAUUCCUCUCUCUCUCUCAUUUUCCACCCUUUGGCUCUAAAGAGAGAAAAAGCCUUUCCUUUCCUUUUCCCAUUCCUUAUUGUUUCUGAAAUAUUUAACAAAUUUUCUGCUUGCUUUCCAGGAUUUUUUUUUUUAUAAACCUGUCCCUUUACCUGGAAAACUUAUUCCACCUGAGAAUAAAUACCAUCCUGCUACCUUACCCCAAUUGUUGUCUCAUUAUCCCAAUUUGCCUGACGCAACCGAAAUGAAGAUUGAGCUGGGUGUGGGAGGUGGGGCAUGGAACGAUGAAGAUAAGACCAUGGUUGCUGCUGUUUUAGGCACUAAAGCUUUUAAUUACUUGCUAUCAAAUUCUGUAGCUAAUCAGAAUCUGUUAAUGGCUAUGUGUGGUGAUGAGAGUUUGCAAAAUAAGCUCUCUGAUCUUGUGGACCGCCCCAACGCCUCCAAUUUCAGCUGGAACUAUGCCAUUUUUUGGCAGAUUUCAUGUUCCAAGUCUGGUGACUGGGUUCUUGGUUGGGGAGAUGGGUCUUGCAGGGAGCCUAAAGAAGGUGAAGAAUCUGAGGUCACUAGAAUUCUCAAUAUACGCCAUGAGGAUGAGACUCAGCAGAGGAUGAGAAAGAGAGUUAUUCAGAAGCUGCAGACGUUGUUUGGAGAAUCAGACGAGGAUAAUUAUGCCUUGGGAUUGGACCAGGUUACUGAUACUGAGAUGUUCUUUUUGGCCUCCAUGUAUUUCUCCUUUCCCCAUGGAGAAGGUGGUCCAGGAAAGUGUUAUGCCUCCGGGAAGCAUAUGUGGAUCUCUGAUGCUUUGAAACCAGGGCCUGAUUAUUGUGUGAGGUCAUUUCUUGCAAAGUCUGCGGGGUUUCAGACAAUUGUGUUGGUGGCUACUGAUGUUGGCGUUGUUGAAUUAGGGUCAGUGAGAUCUGUUCCUGAAAGUAUAGAAAUGGUUCAAUCAAUAAGGUCAUGGUUUUCCACUCGGAAUUCAAGUAUCAGAGCCAAGCCAAUGGCUGCAGCAGCAGCAGCAGCAGCAGCCAUGCCUGCUGUGAGUGAAAAGAAAGAUGAGAAUUCCCCAUUUUCAAAUUUUGGGAUUGUGGAGAGAGUUGGAGUUCCGAAGAUUUUUGGUCAGGAUUUGAACUCAAAUCAUGGUCAUGGUCAUGGAUUUAGGGAGAAACUUGUCGUCAGAAAAAUGGAAGAGAGACCAUCGUGGAAUGCUUACCAGAAUGGUACUAGGCUUGCAUUACCUGGUGCUCAAAAUGGCCUUCAUGGUUCUGGUUGGGCACAGAGUUUUGGUAUGAAACAAGGGACCCCAAGUGAUGUUUAUGGUUCACAAGCCACAGCAAAUAAUCUACAAGAGCUGGUUAAUGGGGUUAGGGAGGAGUUUAGGCUUAACCAUUACCAACCUCAAAAGCAGGUGCAAAUGCAAAUUGAUUUUUCAGGAGCCUCUUCGGGGCCUUCUGUGAUUGGCAAACCACUUAGUGCAGAAUCUGAGCAUUCUGAUGUUGAAGCUUCAUGCAAGGAAGAACGGCCAGGCACGGCAGAUGAUCGGAAGCCUCGUAAACGAGGCAGGAAGCCAGCAAAUGGAAGAGAAGAACCCCUCAAUCAUGUUGAGGCAGAGAGGCAGCGGCGAGAGAAGCUUAACCAGCGGUUCUAUGCAUUACGAGCUGUUGUGCCCAAUAUUUCCAAGAUGGACAAGGCUUCAUUGUUGGGAGAUGCUAUUUCUUACAUCAAUGAGCUUCAAGCAAAGCUCAAGGUAAUGGAAGCUGAAAGGGAAAAGUCGGGGAGCAUUUCGAGAGAUGCAUCAGCUUUGGAUGCUAACACAAAUGGAGAAAGUCACAAUCAAGCUCCAGAUGUCGACAUUCAAGCUUCCCAUGAUGAGUUGAUGGUAAGAGUGAGUUGUCCGUUGGAUUCACAUCCUGCAUCAAGAGUGAUUCAAGCAUUCAAAGAAGCACAAAUCACUGUUGUUGAGUCAAAACUUUCUGCUGCAAAUGACACUGUAUUUCAUACAUUUGUGAUCAAGUCUCAAGGAUCUGAGCAGCUAACAAAGGAAAAGCUGAUGGCAGCAUUUUCCCGCGAAUCCAGCUCAUUACACUCAUUAUCAUCAACUGGGUAGUUCGAGAAUUAAGGUUGACAUAUAGUCCAUAGGCGUAUAUGUAGUGAAGAACCCUUUUGAAAGCUUCUUCAGUGGUUUUGAUAUACCGCAAGGGAUCUUAAAAAGAGCUGGCUAGAAGUAGAAAAAUAACUACCUAUUGACCAAGUAGGGCAGCAAAUUUUCUGUGAUUGUUUAUAGUAUACAUAUUUUGUUACAAGGAAGUAUUCUUGCCAGAUGAAUUACAUUUCUAAGUUUUAACCAACUGUAUCAUUGUUGGUUAUUUAGCUGA
Populus trichocarpa (black cottonwood) is the source of this 2767-nucleotide messenger RNA. Its product is annotated as transcription factor MTB1. Gene Ontology annotation, biological process: regulation of DNA-templated transcription. Lineage: Eukaryota; Viridiplantae; Streptophyta; Magnoliopsida; Malpighiales; Salicaceae. The record is from RefSeq and is a predicted model, not a curated record. Gene Ontology annotation, molecular function: DNA-binding transcription factor activity; protein dimerization activity; transcription cis-regulatory region binding. The transcript has 2 exons. Gene Ontology annotation, cellular component: nucleus. The coding region runs from base 640 to 2499 and encodes 619 amino acids.